AUGCACUCCAUACUUAUCACAACACUCUUCUUGGUUGUUGCCCCCUUUUCCACGGCCGCUCCGGCUCCGUUAUCCCUGACUAGGAAAGACACUGCCCUCACCGAGGCGCAAAUCGUCCAAAUCGCACCUACUUCUGAAAAUUGCGAUAAUCCGCCCGCCAAAGGAGAAUGUGCCACGGCUCACACUGCUGCCAAGUUCGCGUCCCAGUCCUUUGAUCAGUACAAGGUCACCAAUAAAGCUGAGCAGGCUGCCGUGCUCGCUAUAAUGGCCUAUGAAAGCGGGGAUUUCAAGUACAACAAGAAUCACUAUCCCGGGAUACCUGGGCAGGGCACUCGUAAUAUGCAAUCUGCCGCUUUCAAUAAGAAAUAUAUCGCUUCUAUCCCUGCACUCCGCGAAAGCAGUGCCCGCGUUGCAGACGAUGCCGCAGCCUUGUUGGAACUUCUGCUUGAGAAUGAGACUUAUGACUUUGGUUCUGGGGCUUGGUUUCUUACGACUCAGUGUACUGAUGAGGUGCGCAAGGCUCUGCAGAGUGGCUCUGAGGCUGGCUGGCAGAGUUAUAUCACCCAAUGUGUCGGGACCUCAGCUAGUGGCGACCGCAAGGCCUAUUGGGACCGGGCUGUCAAAGCUCUUGGCGCGUAG
Penicillium argentinense is the source of this 639-nucleotide messenger RNA. RefSeq lists its product as uncharacterized. NCBI's taxonomy places the organism in Eukaryota, Fungi, Ascomycota, Eurotiomycetes, Eurotiales, Aspergillaceae. Bases 1 to 639 code for a protein of 212 amino acids. The transcript has 2 exons. The record is from RefSeq and is a predicted model, not a curated record.